AUGUUUGUUGGACUAACACAAUUAUAUCAAGCUGGAAGGGCGGUUGCAUAUGAAAUGAGUCAGGAGAAAAAGUUGACCAUUGAAACAAAUUCCAAUCUAGAAGCAUUAUGAUGUAAAGGAUCUACUUCAACAAUGUCGUCAACAAACCGCAAAUGCGUUGUAAAAGUUAGCAAACAUGAAAGAAAAGAUCGGGAUUCCGCAAAAUAUUGGCAAGAUGUCUUUCAAAAACUAGAAGCUAAAGCCCAAAUUCCUUUAGUAGAACGAAAUGAAGAAGUGGUCAAAUGCAUUCCUUACAAGCUUUACGAACGAAUAGCUCCCUUACUAGGAUUAGAUACAAAAGCUGGAUUUUCAGAGUACCAAAAAUUACAUGAAUCGAGAAUCGAAGCAGCCGUGGAGCAAAUAAAAACACAAGAAGAAACUCAAGAUGAAGAGAAUUUGGAUGAAGAUUAUGAGGAUAUGUUUUUCCUUGACAAAGAUAAAGAUAACGAUGAAACCGUAGGUAUAAAAAUAGAUGACGACGAUGAUGAACCCGUAUGCGAUCUGGACAUACUAGUAAAACCUCCGAUUCAUAGAGAUGCUUUAAAACCUAAACCAGAGGUGGUUAGCCCAUAUUAUUCGUUCACUAGGAAAAAAGGCAAGAGGGCGGUUAAUUGGAAUUCCAAAUAUAUGCCAAAAAAUAAGUUGGAGGAAUGGGAAAAAACUUUACAUCAGCGAGCCACAGAAAAAACAGAGUCCAUAGUACGCGAUUUUUGUGAAUGGUUACGAGGUUUAGGUGGUCAAGAAUCAGUAUUGACUGAAACAGCCCUUAAUGAAUUAUUCGAGAUCGGACGAGUGGAUGAUGCGGCGCAGGCGUUAAUGGUUCGAGUCAGAGAACUGUAUACAGUCACACCAGAAGUAGCAGCAGCAGCAGGGUUACCGGAAAGAGCUACCAGGCCAACGUUACAUCGACAGGUAAUGCGAGAUGCAAUUGAAAGUAUGAAACCACCCAGACAUUUUGCUUUCGGUACUACAUUGCCAAGAGAUAUGAUGAGACAUCGCGUAGUUGCUGAUACGUCGCAAUGGAUGACGUGCAAGCAUGUUCCAAAAGGUUUGGCAAGUAUGCGUUUGGUAUGGGAAGGUAUUACCGCAAUUCGCUCAACUCGAGCUUAUUGCACUUGGCUUCGUGAUCAUCCAGAAAUAGAGCCUCCAGAAUACUUAAAACGUGUUGGAAUGAUGGAUUCUGAUUAUGGAGUUUCUAGAGGUCAACCACGUGUGUCGAUGAUACCUGAAUGGGAAGAACCUGAAGUCCCGGAGGAAGUAAAAAAACCUACUGAAAUGGAGUCUAAAGAAGAAAAUAAAGAAGAAGAAGUGGAAAACAUUGAAAAUGCAGAAGAUGAAGCAGAUAGAUUAACUGGUGUUGGAAUAUAAAAUUAUACAGUAUAAAUGCAAGUAUAUAUUUAAAUAAAUUAUGAGCUCAGUUUAACUCAAUAAGUUUGUUAGAAAAGUAUUGUCUUUACAGUUGAAAUUAAAUCUUCAAAAUAUAAAAUAUUAGUCACAGUUUUGAAAAAAUCAAU
Ctenocephalides felis (cat flea) is the source of this 1553-nucleotide messenger RNA. RefSeq names its product mitochondrial pyruvate carrier 2-like. Gene Ontology annotation, biological process: pyruvate import into mitochondria. The transcript is spliced from 7 exons. Gene Ontology annotation, molecular function: pyruvate transmembrane transporter activity. Bases 133 to 1407 code for a protein of 424 amino acids. The record is from RefSeq and is a predicted model, not a curated record. NCBI's taxonomy places the organism in Eukaryota, Metazoa, Arthropoda, Insecta, Siphonaptera, Pulicidae. Gene Ontology annotation, cellular component: mitochondrial inner membrane.